AUGGCUAUCAGAAUAGCGAGAUCUCCUGAAGCCAUCUUCUCUUCAUCUUCUUCCCCUCGUUCCAACCGGAUCUAUGACGUUUUCUUGUGUUUCAGAGGCGAAGACACGCGCAAAAACUUCACCGACCACCUUUACUUUGCUUUGAGAGAUGCUGGAAUCAAAAUCUUUAAAGAUGACAAUGAGCUUCGAAGAGGACAAUACCUUGCAUCCGAAUUGAUACGAGCAAUCCAAGGAUCCAGAAUCUCUAUCAUCGUUUUCUCAAGGAACUAUGCGGCUUCGAGGUGGUGCAUGGAGGAACUUGUGGAAAUUAUGGAGUGUCGAAGAACUUUAAAGCAACUGGUUCUACCUAUAUUCUAUGAUGUUGAGCCCUCUGAUGUGAGAAACCAGACGGGUAGUUUUGCAGAAGCAUUCGCGAAACAUGAAGAGCAUUACUUGUUGGACAUGGACAAAGUUCUCAAGUGGAGAAGAGCUUUGUGUGAGGCUACUAAUUUGUCAGGUUGGGAUCUAAGAAAAACUGCAGACGGUAGAAUUAUUAUAACAACGAGAGAUGCGCAUUUGCUAAAGGAGCUAGAAGUGGAUAGUGUAUAUAGAGUUACAGCAAUGAAUGACAUUGACUCUCUUGAGCUCUUUAGUUGGCAUGCCUUUAGGAAUAGUUAUCCUAUUGAAGAUUAUACUGAUUUGUCAAGAAGUGUCGUUGCUUACUGUGGAGGGUUGCCACUAGCACUUGAAGUUUUGGGCUCAUUCCUUUUCUCUAGGAGCAUGCUAGAAUGGAAAAGUGCAUUAGAUAAAUUGAAGAGGAUUCCUCAUGAGCAGAUUCAAAAUAAACUAAGAAUAAGUUUUGAUGGACUAAGCGACAAUACUGAAAAAGAUAUAUUCCUUGACAUAUCAUGUUUCUUCAUAGGAAAGGAUAUAGACUAUGUUGUAAAAAUAUUGGAUGGCUGUGGUUUUUUUGCAAAGAUUGGAAUUAGUGUCCUCAUUCAGCGAUGUCUUCUUAAAGUUAGUGAGACAAAUGAGUUUACAAUGCAUGAUUUGUUGCGAGACAUGGGAAGAGAAAUCGUUCAUGGAAAACACCCCAAUGAACCUGGGAAAUGGAGUAGAUUAUGGCUGCAUGAGGAUGCAUUUGAUAUAUUGACAAAGCGUUGGCAUGGAUUCCCUCUAAAGUUUAUACCAAUUGACUUUUAUCCAAGAAACUUAGUUGUGAUUGACUUGCAAUAUAGCAAUCUCAAAAAAGUUUGGGAAAGUCCCAAGCAGUUGCUUGAGAAGAUGAAAAUUCUAAAUCUCAGUCACUCUCAUUAUCUGAGCCAGACCCCUGACUUUUCAAAACUCCCAAAUCUAGAGCAACUAAUACUUGAAGAUUGUACGAGUUUGCUUGAGGUUCACCACUCCAUUGGAGAUCUUAGUAAUCUUGUUUUGGUGAAUUUGAAAGAUUGCAAAUGCCUUAAAAGUUUGCCAAGGAGUUUCUAUAAGUUGAAGUCUCUAGAAACUCUCAUUCUUUCUGGGUGUUCAAAAAUGCACAAUUUGGCUGACAACUUGGGGGAGAUGGAAUCAUUGACAACUCUUCUUGUAGACAGAACUGCUAUAAGACAAGUGCCUUUUAGUAUAGUGCAACUGAAGAAUCUCAAAUAUUUAUCGCUAUGUGGUCCUAAGUCAGUCAAUCUACUGCCUGCUGCACUACAAGGCUUGAACUCACUAACACACUUAUGUCUCCAGGACUGCAAUUUAUCGGAUGACGGAAUUCCUAUAGAUCUUUGGAAUUUAUGUUCUCUUAAAAUUUUAGAUUUAAGAUGCAAUAGUUUUGAAAGCCUAUCAACAAGCCUAGGUGGUCUUUCGAAGCUUCAACAUCUCAGACUGGAUCGCUGUAGAAAGCUUAAAUCAAUUCCGGAUUUACCAACAAGUUUGAUUUUUUUAGAUGCAAAACAUUGCAUUGCACUGGAAAGAAUGCCAGACCUAUCAAAGCUCUCAAAUAUGAAUGGUAUGAACCUUGCUAACUGUCACAAAUUGGUCGAAAUUCUAGGUUUGGAUAAGCGUUCAAAUCCUAUUGUGCCUAUUGGCAUGGUAGGGUGCAUGAAUCUAACAUAUACUCUUAAGCAAAGCUUCCUACAGGAAUUUGGUGGAGUUCGUGAAGUGUUUGGCAUUGUCCUUCCCGGCAAUCAAAUCCCCAAUUGGUUCACGUAUCAGUGUGAGGGACCCUCGGUACAUUUUAAAGUACCUACUGUUGAUAACAUAUUGAAAGAGUUUGGUGUAGGUGUUGUCUUUGCAUCACGUGUUCAAGUAUUCUCUUCAUAUAAAGGUAGCAUGUCAUUUAUCAACCAUACCAAGAAUACCGUUCCGACUGAUUUGGCAGGAACAAAUGGUGGCCCAUUCCCUUUUGGAGAUCACCUAUACCUACGCAAUAUUGUUCGUACCAAUGAUUUUGAGGAUGGUGAUGAAGUAGAGGUUCUUGUAAAUUGGGGGCCUGAAAUCAUUGUGAAGAAAAUAGGGGUCUAUCUAGUAUAUGAAAGGGUUGUUGAUGGAAAAGAUGAGGAUCAUGCCAUUGUUGUCAGUGAUAAUGACUAUGACAGUAACAAUAUAGAAAACAGAUGCUCCUAUAAGAGAAAAAUGAGAUCUCCAAAUAUGAUUGAUGAUUCACAAACUAUGAUGAAAGAGAAAAAGCUCAAAAAGCUUGCUACAUAG
Molecule: messenger RNA, 2673 nt
Organism: Corylus avellana
Lineage: Eukaryota; Viridiplantae; Streptophyta; Magnoliopsida; Fagales; Betulaceae
Source: RefSeq, a predicted model, not a curated record